Messenger RNA from Myiozetetes cayanensis, 4879 nucleotides. It is a transcript of the gene PCCA, whose product is annotated as propionyl-CoA carboxylase subunit alpha. Gene Ontology annotation, molecular function: propionyl-CoA carboxylase activity; ATP binding; metal ion binding. Gene Ontology annotation, cellular component: mitochondrion. The coding region runs from base 2635 to 4569 and encodes 644 amino acids. The transcript is spliced from 24 exons. NCBI's taxonomy places the organism in Eukaryota, Metazoa, Chordata, Aves, Passeriformes, Tyrannidae. The record is from RefSeq and is a predicted model, not a curated record.
UGUUAAACGGGAGCUUAUCAAAGCUCUGGGGUAGAGGGUGGUUUUGUGCUAUCUUUAGUCGGAAAAUCUUGGCUAACAGAGGCAGGCUUCGUGGAACUGUUGUCUCUUCUCUCCCCACGCACCCCUUUACCCCAGAUAGUUAGGGCACUUUCACUGAGGCGCUUACUUUAUUAGAUCUAUGUUAGAUCUACAGAUUGUGUUAAAAGAAGAUUAUUUUAGGUAAAAACAAGCAGCAUUAACGCAUAGUGUUGUGUAACAGUUGAAUGACAAUACAACUAGUUUCAAUAUGGGAAAAGUAGUGCAAAAUGUUUCUAAUUGUUUACAGUAGGAAGAAUUAUUUUUUUUUUUCCCUGAAAAGGAAAAUUUGUGGGGAUCUCUGCAAGUUCCAGAGAAGAAGAAAGGAGUGACUCGGAGAAAAUGUUUUCCCCAGUGUACCCCUGAGGGUGUGGGAAAGGUUUCUCUCUAGAAAUGUUACCUCCUAGCAGUACUGUAGAGAGCUCAUCACAUGUCUUUAGGGAUCAUGUAGAAGAGGUGGUUUAUGUGGGCAGGGCAUUUUGAGAAGGGAUUAAAGAGGAAAACAGCAUAUGCUUUACGCAAAUAUUUUUCCUUAGGAAAUAUACAAAGGUAAACCUGUUUUCCUGCGAAAGUGUACACGAGAGGAGCUUCUUGGAAAGCAAAGAGAUGGUUUGAUUAGAGAUGAUGACUUGAAAUUGGCAGAGGGCUUAUCCUGUUUGAAGACUUUAUUUUUGGUAGCCAUGAGUGUGUGGAAGGCUUCUGCUGUUGUUUCUGCUAAAUAGUUCUAAGACUUUGGUGUCAGUCCUUUGGAGCCUCCCUGAAAAAGGCCUACUUUGGGUCCUGUGUGGCAUCUCAGGACGUGGUCUGACUGCACCAGUGUAAGCAGAAUGGAAAUGUUACAUUAAUGGCACCUUUGUAAAGUAAAAUGUUUUUAUAGCUACCUAGUAGUGUUGUGACUUAUGGAACUGAAGUGAUUUAUAGCCCUUAAUAUCUAUGUAUGAAAGUCACUGUCAAGACAACAGUAUAUUGGAAACAUCUAAUAAAACAAAUUGGCAUGGAAAUUGCUUUCAUAGAUUCUCUAAUGUUUUGGUGACACAGACAAAUAAUAUAACUGAUGUCUUCAAACUUUAGUGUGCUAGGAGCUCUUAAAAUUUUUACAAAGGCUAGUAGCUAAUGAGAUGUCCUUAACUUUCUUUGCUACUUUCAUGUGGGAAUUGAUAAAGGACCACAGGAGAAGGGUGCAAAAAAUCACUGAGCUGCAGAUUUGAUUCUAUGCAGUGUUUCUAAUUUAGUGCCUAUUGCUUCUGUUUAGGCUUUAUGCGGAACUGGUUCUGUUUAGAAUAUACCCAAAAUUUCAUUUUGAGUGCUUUGCACUUCUGAAGCUGGGAGAAAAUUUGAUGUUGAAAGAAGUCUGUAGUUACAGAAUGAGGAUGAGAGAUGGCUUUUGAUAUUUCAGUUGUGAAACUUUUGAGAGAGCUGUCAGACUCAAAAUGUUUAAAAUAAUGUAGAACAAAGAGAUAAAUACUUCAUGAAUUCAAGGGUAAACUGGUGAUACUGAUAAUCACUGAACUAAAUGUAUGGAAAGUUUCUCUUCCAUCUGUGUACCCAGCAUUUUUAAGUCAUGGAAGUUAUCUGUACAGUGGGAGCUCCUUGCUCUUUUCUGAUAUCAUUUUUAGCAUGCUGUUAUUCCAGGGAAAAAUUUCCCCCCUUGUUUGAGAACAGAAGCAUCAGUCUGAUGUGAUGCAAGGUUGGUAUCAUUUGUCAUGAGGGAAGGGACUUCAAAUGAUCCCCAGUCUGGGGACACAAAUGUAGCCAUGGACUUCUGGAGUUCAGUGAUUGUUUCUAGUAUGUAAACUACAGAUUUUAGUACUGGCAAGCACUAUCGAAGCAUAGCACAGGUAGAGAUUUCUGUUUUUCUUCCUGCUUCUAGGAGUAGCUUUUCAAAAUUUGUAGGGAAAGCAUGCUAUGCCAUGUACUAUGGGCAAAAAUUGAUUCUGUAAGGAAAAAAAUGGAUAUCAUUAAAGUCUAUACUGAGUAAAAAAUGGCACUCUUGUUCUGAAAUACUUCGUACUUAAAUUAUUUUGUGAUUUUGUCUGCCUCAAACGUGCAUUGAUUGUUACAGUGCCAUGAUCUGUUUCACAGGUGCUAGCCAGCCUUACUGGAGCUGUUUAAGCUGCUGCAUGAGAAACUUUUCCAGUUUUCUGCAGCUGCCUGGCCUUGAUCACAGGCUACUCCUUUUGAACUCCUGUCUCCCUCCAACUUGUGCCAGCACUGCUGUGUAAAUAUCUUGGAUAAGCUGGACUGAAGUCUGCCUGAGAACGUAUUUUUCCCCACUCCUUGUGAAUGUCUUCUCAGGUGGUUGUAUUCCCAUGUCUGGUUCACUGUGUGACUGUAUGAACUUCAGGGACUGGCACAGAGGAGAAGCUACAUGGGCACAGGAAUGACUAAGCUUAAAAAAAUAGCCUUAGGCGGUGUGAAACGCUGUGUUCAAGAUGGUGCCUUAUAACCUCACAUAAACUCUAUUCGUCCGUGUAUGAUCCAAACGAAAAGACUUUUGAAAAACUUCUUAUUGCCAACAGAGGAGAGAUUGCAUGCCGAGUCAUCAAAACGUGUAAGAAGAUGGGGAUUAAAACAGUUGCCAUACACAGUGAUGUUGAUGCCAACGCUGUUCAUGUGAAAAUGGCGGACGAAUCUGUCUGUGUUGGCCCAGCUCCCACCAGCAAAAGCUACCUCAACAUGGAUGCCAUCAUGGAAGUCAUUAGGAAAACCAGGGCCCAAGCUGUACACCCAGGAUAUGGAUUUCUUUCAGAAAAUAAAGAAUUUGCUAGACGUUUGGCAUCGGAAGGUGUCACCUUCAUUGGACCUGACACACAUGCUAUUCAAGCUAUGGGAGACAAGAUUGAAAGCAAAUUGUUAGCCAAGAAUGCAAAGGUCAACACGAUCCCUGGCUUUGAUGGAGUAGUCAAGGAUGCAGAUGAAGCUGUCAGAAUUGCAAGGGAAAUUGGCUACCCUGUCAUGAUCAAGGCCUCAGCAGGUGGUGGUGGGAAAGGCAUGAGAAUCGCUUGGGAUGAUGAAGAGACCAGGGAAGGUUUUAGGUUUUCAUCUCAAGAAGCUGCUUCAAGUUUUGGUGAUGAUCGCUUGCUGAUAGAAAAGUUCAUUGAUAACCCUCGUCACAUAGAAAUCCAGAUUUUGGCAGAUAAGCACGGUAAUGCCUUGUGGCUGAAUGAGAGAGAAUGCUCCAUUCAAAGGAGAAACCAGAAAGUUGUGGAGGAAGCACCAAGCACUUUUCUAGACCCUGAAACUCGAAGAGCAAUGGGAGAACAAGCAGUAGCUCUUGCCAAAGCAGUAAAGUAUUCCUCUGCUGGAACAGUAGAAUUCCUUGUGGACUCCAGUAAGAAUUUCUACUUCUUGGAAAUGAAUACUAGACUUCAGGUUGAACAUCCCGUCACAGAAUGCAUUACCGGCCUGGACUUAGUCCAAGAAAUGAUCCGUGUUGCUAAGGGUUACCCUCUCAGGCACAAACAGGCUGAUAUUCCCAUCAACGGCUGGGCGGUUGAAUGUCGAGUUUAUGCUGAGGACCCCUACAAAUCUUUUGGCCUGCCAUCCAUUGGUAAACUGUCUCAGUAUCAGGAACCAUUGCAUGUGCCAAGUGUACGUGUUGACAGUGGAAUACAACAAGGAAGUGAUAUUAGCAUUUAUUAUGAUCCCAUGAUCUCAAAACUGAUUACCUAUGGCUCUAAUAGAGCUGAAGCACUGAAAAGAAUGGAAGAGGCUUUGGACAAUUACGUAAUUCGAGGGGUGGCUCACAAUAUUUCUUUACUGCGAGAAGUGAUCAUCCACCCACGCUUUGUUCAAGGAGACAUCAGCACUAAAUUCCUUCCUGAAGUCUAUCCUGAUGGUUUCAAAGGACACAAGUUGACAGAUCUUGAAAGAAGAGAACUACUGGCAACAGCAGCAUCUUUGUAUGUGGCUGAACAACUGAGAUCACAGCGAUUUCUGGGGACUCCAAGAAUUCCUAUUGCUAAAUCAAAGAGAAGGAGCUGGGAGCUCUCUGUGCGUCUCGGAGAUGGAAUUUACCCCGUUGCAGUUUCAAAGGAUGGCUCAUCAUUUUCUGUGGAAGUUGAUGGGAUGAAACUAAAUGUGACCAGCAAGUGGAACCUGGCUUCACCCUUGUUGUCUGUCACCAUUGAUGGCACUCAGAGGACUAUACAGCGGAUUUCUCGGAAUGCCUCCGGAGAGACAAGCAUUCAGUUUCUGGGCACAGUGUACAAAUUACAAAUACUGACGAAGGUUGCUGCGGAGCUGAGCAAGUACAUGCCAGAGAAAGCAGAAGAGGACACCUCCAGCAUUUUGAGAUCUCCCAUGCCUGGAACAGUGGUGGCAGUUUCUGUCAAGCCUGGGGACAUGGUUUCGGAAGGUCAAGAGAUUUGUGUAAUUGAAGCAAUGAAAAUGCAGAACAGUAUGAUUGCUGCUAAAACAGGCAAGGUGAAAGCUGUGCACUGCAAAGCUGGUGAUACCGUUGGAGAAGGAGAUCUGCUGGUGGAACUGGAAUGAAAGGUUGCCUCCACACUGUUGAAUUAACUAAGCCUUUAUUAUUUUCGUCCAUAAGGUAACAUUAAGGCAUUUCAACACAGAAAAUGGACAGUUCUAUGUGCGAGAUUUUAUACAGGCAUAUUUACUGUAUCAACGGUUAAGACAGCAAACACAGAUGUUAAAUCUUGGCAGUGGAUCCCAGAUUUUUACUUUCAGAAAUACUUGUACAUAACCUUUGUAAUGCUUUGAUUUUUCAGGAUCAAAUAAAAUCAAUAAAAUACCAUUCUGCUUUAAAACAGGAAAAGCCUCUUUUUAAAAAAAAAAAAGAAAA